Messenger RNA from Colletotrichum karsti, 3384 nucleotides. RefSeq lists its product as uncharacterized. Gene Ontology annotation, cellular component: mitochondrion; mitochondrial envelope. The record is from RefSeq and is a predicted model, not a curated record. Gene Ontology annotation, biological process: mitochondrial RNA 5'-end processing. The transcript has a single exon. NCBI's taxonomy places the organism in Eukaryota, Fungi, Ascomycota, Sordariomycetes, Glomerellales, Glomerellaceae. The coding region runs from base 1 to 3384 and encodes 1127 amino acids.
AUGUUCCGUGCGAACCGUCUACGUGUUCUGAGUCUCAAGACCCCAUACGCUUACUCGCCUUUCCAGUCGUUCGCAUCACCACCAUGUAGAUUGCGACCGUCACUACUCCCGAGCGCCACUUUGACCGGCGGCCGGGCCUACUCCGACGAUGCGAAAUCUCCGAAUACCGACGAUGCGGAAACACCAGCUACGGACGAUGCGAAAAAGACCGGUACCAGAACUACACGGUCACCCAGAAAGGCGAAAGAGAAGGCAAAGAAAGCCAGACAAAAAUCCAAAGCUAGGCCGGCGCCAGCAGCGCCGGCGGGGCCAACCGCAGCCGAUCAAGGUCAUCUUGAGGUCGUUCAACAUGUCUUCCAGUCUCUCGACAGGCUUGAAGACAGUUACAGGACCAUCAGUCAAAAGUUAGCCUCACUUCAAGAGGAGAAGAACGGUGCUGCCGAAGAGCAUGCGAACAAGAAGUCGGGCAAGGAUGCAGGCGACGAGGCCUUCGACAAACAACUCGAGCGACAGACGAAUAAGCUGGGAGGCAGGCUCAAAACUGUUGAGCGCACUCUAGACAUUCUCAAGAAUGUCCUGAACAGCCAAGAGAUUCCUCUUGUGAGCCUGACGAAACGAACCGAAGACUCCUCGGCACCCGCUAAGUCGAAGCCGACAAAGAAGCCCAAGGGCGAGAUUCCAGGGCCUAAAGCAACAGGAAAGAGCAAGGUCUCGUCGACUAAGGUCCGGAAGGUGGCAUCGGAAUCUUCAAAUUCAUCGCCGGCAGAGAGCAAGGCCGAAGAGUGGACAUCGCUGGCGGAUCGCAUGCGGCGCAAUAAGAAAGCCGUCGCGGCCGCUGCGGUGGCUGCUGGGGCAUCGGGUCUACGUGCGGCCAGAGGAGCCGACGGGAAAAAAAGGCCCCCUGGCGAAGACUCGCCGGCACCGAGAACGUCCAGAACCAGAGGAACCCCGCUGAAUGUGGAAUCGGUGAAAGCGGACAGUCUACGGCUAACGCCCAUCGAGAUAGAAGACAUGCCAGAGGUCCCACGGUUGUCAUAUGGAUUGGACAGAGCUCUGUUCAAUCCGGGCGUUUACUUAUUGCAGGAUCCGCACACUGGCGUCUACAACUUUGACCCAUACCUGGCAAACAUUAUGCCGAUCAACGAGUUUGAUUUCAACGCGUUGAAGAAGUAUGUGACCUCCUCGAAGGACGAGACUCUUUUCAAUCUUGCUAGGCAGCAGGGCAAAAAGUACAGUGGAUCGACAUCCAGCAUGACCUCGAUGCUGUCACAUUUUCACUACCUUCUCUCGGCUUGGCGACCGCUCAAUUUCAGCAUGAUGAGCAAAUCGUUCAAUGUUGAAAGUCAAAGGUUCACCCAGAUCUUGCGGGCUCCGGCAGCUACAUUCCUCCACCAUCGCGAUGGAGUUUAUGCUAUCGACGCCGACAAAGAGUACGACUUUGCAACCAUUCUCAGCAUGCUGGGCAAGUCGAUGGAGAAGCUUCUCACUUUGCCUCGAGAUGAAUUCGAGAGAUAUCGGAAAAAGAAUUCGGACCAGAUUUCGGAGGAAGAGCGCAACGCCAGCGAGGCGUUCCACUUCUCCACCAUGGGAGACUUCCUCAUGCGUUCUCAACUCGACGCCUAUGAUCCCCGCUUGCCAGGCACUGGCAUGUUCGAUCUCAAGACAAGAUCCGUGAUAUCCAUCCGAAUGGACGCCGGGGGAUACAAAAAGGGACUCGGUUACGAGCUCCGCAGACGCCAUGGUACUUGGGAAUCUUUCGAACGCGAAUAUUUUGACAUGAUCAGGUCGGCCAUGCUCAAGUACUCGCUGCAAGUGCGGAUGGGCCGAAUGGACGGCAUCUUUGUCGCUUUCCACAACACCCAACGCAUCUUCGGCUUCCAGUAUGUCAGCAUCAACGAGAUGGACAAUGCUUUGCAUGGAACCGAAGACCGAGCUCUGGGUGACAUGGAAUUCAAACUGAGUGUUCACUUGCUGAAUAAGGUGAUGGACCAAGCCACCAACCGGUUUCCAGGUCGGUCGAUUCGUCUGCACGUGGAAACUCGAGACACAAACCCGCCACUCAUGUACAUCUUCGCGAAGCCGGUUACGGCGGAGGAGAUUGAUGACAUCCAAUCAUCCCAGGCUGAAGAGAUCGCUGAGUAUGAGAAGCAGAUUCUCGGGCUUGUUCAGGGGCAACCGGGAGACCAAGCCACGGCCUCAGAAGCUGAAGACAUGGAGUCAGAAGCUGAGCAGGCUCUCGACGAGGUGGGAGAAGCUUCCAUGGCUGAGAGUCAGCGACAGUUUACCUGGGAGGAAAUGCAGGAUAAGGUGGAGGCGGCGAUCGAAGAUGACUCUCUUGGGGUUGACCAUGUUCGCGAAGCAAUCCGCGAUGCCCUUGAGCAGAGCGGGUUGUUGAAAGCAAGAACUUCGGAAGAAGCGCGGGGCUAUGUCGACUCUUUGCUCGAAGUUCUUACACGCAACGAAGCCACCGAAGAUGACCAGCAGGGCGCAACAAUCAAUGUUGAAACCGGGUCCCUGACGUUUGAGGUUGGACAAGGGGGUGAUCUGAACGUUGUGGACAAGGCCAGCCAACCCACCGAAGAGGAGAGCCUGACCGAUGUUGCCAACAAAAACGCCGAGGCGACUGAAGCGCAAUUAUUGCAAGAGGCGGCGUCCUCUGUCGAAAGUCAGACUACAGAUGCAGGUGUCUCCCGUGACACCAGUCUAAAGGAGCUUAUCCUUCAAUUGGCCUCGACCGUGGACGAGAAGGUCGAAUUCGACGACGUGGAACAGCCGGACGAAGAGCCCGUCUCUGACGUCUCCAAACUUCGAACUUUUGGAAGGAUUCUUUCUGAACUUGUGGCGAAAUCGAAAGAGGUGGGCUCGGAAGCAGAGGAGACAUCAUCGCCGUCUGGAGAGUCAUCGAAACAGGUCGAGGUCGAGGAACAGAAGACUGAACAGACUGAAGAUUCGGACAGCGCGCCUGCGCCGGAGGAAGAAGAGGAGCUCUUGGGAAUGCACUUGACGGUGCGAAACAAGGUCAACGGGCUUGAUGUGGUCCGACCCCCGAGGACGGCGGAGAGUUGGGAUUGGAGUCUGGAGUACUCCCUCAACGAGCUGCCUUCUGAUCAGGCGCGGAGGAUUUACCAGGCGGUCAAGCAGAGAAGACGCAAGGUCCUCGAGAGGGAGGAUGGGGACCGGGACCGGGAGUGGUACAAGAUGUUCAAGGGCCGGCUGAAGCAACUGAGCGAAGAGGGCCGCGUAUACCGCAAGGAGAAGGACGCGGAAAGCCAGAAGCGUCCGGUCCACGUCUACGGCAACGACGAGCCCAUGACGUGGGACGAUGCGUUUGGGUAUUUGAAGGAUUGGAAGAAGGACACCUCGGACCAGGACAAGAAGGAAUAG